CUGUCACUCUCUCAGCCAGGGGCCUUGGUCCCGGUUCAUUACCGCAGCCUGAGCCCGGGACGUGCCGAGCGGCCACUGGCGGUGACGACGCGUACCCGGGAUCGAAAGACGCACCUUCUCCUGUCGACUGCCGGCACAUUCGCCAUUUGAUCCACCUCGAGCAACCCCGCUUUCUGUUCCGCGGAUGACCACUGGCUACUCCGCGCGAACCUCCCCUUCGUGUUUUCACUUCGUUAGCGAGGCGCUGGAUUUAAUCGAUGCUUUCGUCGGAACCCAGCGCACGUGGUGCGUGUGGAAAGUGCGGAACCGGUACAUUGUAAGCAGAAAUGGAAUAGAAAAAUGUGAAUUUUCUUGAAAAUGAAACCUCGGACCAAAACUGUAGAUAGCAAAUUAGUGUCCAACCGAUUAACAGUACAUGGAAAAUCUGGAAGAAGUAAAGGAACACUGAGGACGUUACCACGAGGAGCUAAUAAAGCAUCGGAUAUCAAAUUGAAACCUUUUAUAGGGAAGGUUUUUUACCUUGAUCUGCCUUCAAAUAAAAAUACUGAAAGCUUAGAGAAGGAUCUACAGGAUCUAGGAGGGACAAUUGAAAAAUUUCUCAGCAAAGAUAUUAAUUACAUAAUUUCUAAUAGAAAUGAGGCUAAGUUUGUCCAGGCUGCUGGGAAAAACUCUCCCAUACCAAGCCCAGAUUCUGUUCAGAACACUGGUAACACAUCACCCCAUUUGAGCAGUCGGAGAGAAAGCCAUGAAGGAAGCCCACAUCGAACUUCGGAGAUGAUAAGCAGAGGAAAAAGUUUUGUCAAGAAGGUUAUCAAGGAACAGGAUUUUGUUCCUGGAAACAACAUCCUUUUGAAUGCCCUGGCAUGGGGAGUGCGAAUACUUUAUAUAGAUGAUGUGAAAACCUAUAUUUCAAGAAAGAAGGAGUCAUUUGGAACCACAAAUUCUAUUGCUACAAUCAAUGGGGAGAAGUCCAAUCAAACUGCCCAAUCUAAUAGCCAUAGAACAAAAGCAGGAAAACUGAGGAAACCUUUCAUCAAAGUUGAAGCAAUGAGCCGCCAUUACAGACCAUUGUAUAUACAGUUAGAUUGCUACCCAGAGAUCAACUACCUUGGUCCAAAUCCCUGGAGUCCUUUUGAUAUGGACAAGAAAAGCAAGACCAAUGAUAAGCAAAACAAAGGAAAGGCUAGCAGAAGUAAAUGUCACAAAAUAGCAUGCAAUGAAAAGAACUGCAAAAUGGACACAAAAAUCACAGAAACUUUGAAAGAGAAGAAGAAGAAGGGUUACUGUGAAUGCUGCAUGAUGAAGUAUGAAGAUUUAAAAAUUCAUCUGAAAAGUGAACGUCAUAAGAAAUUUUCAGAGAGCACAGAAUUUAAUGUUGUGGAUAAUAUAAUUUCACAGUUCAAUUGUGAUUUUAUAGAACUCCAGAAAGAUAAGGUGAAAAGGACAAAGUGCAGUAUUGGUGUAGACACCUAUGAUUUCACCAAGAUAAGUAUUGCAGGAACGCAUGAAGAAUUUCGAAGACCAUAUAAGGAACAUGUGGAAGGAAAUAAAUCCUUAGUAAUGUGCAACACAAAGGACUAUGAAAAUGUCAGUGGAUGGGAAACUAAACAAAAUACUUUGUCUUUCCAAGAAAAAGACAUUGUAUCUUCAGGUACCCUGAAUUCGCCUAGCCAGAUAUUACCUUUGUCUACACCGAGUCAUGUUAGCAUUUCUGAAAUGCUACUUCUGUCCACUUUUGUAAACAAAAAAUCCAUUGGGGAAGGAAUACCUGCAGUUAAUUUUGAAAGUCAGAAAAAAGAAACAAGCUGGCAUAGUUUAUCUUUGUGCCAAGGGGACAAAGGUAGCUCCAUAAUUUCAAAAGUCUGUCUGUCGGAACAGUUGCGUCAACUUGGAAGGUUACCAGUUGAGAGCUCUCCACCUGUCACUGAAGAAUCAUUGCGUAAGCACCUGUUUGAUCAGGAUGAGUGUGAGACUAGGUCACAACCAAAUUCCACUGUAUGUUCUGAAAGUGAUGAAAUCAAAACUGAGCUACAUAAGUCAUCCAAAAAUAAUUUGCAACAUAAGCGCAAAGAACUGGCAAGUCCAAUCCUGCAUGUUCCCAAGCAUUCUCGGGUAAAUGAUCAUGAUCCAUGUGAUACUGCAGCAGCCCCUAUUGAAUGUUCUUGCAGCCCUGUACAGACGCAAUUAUUUUUUGACAAGGGAAGAAGUGAAGAUUUGAUGCAUAAUAUAGUAGUACCUUCAUUUAAUAUAGCUGCACAUCAAAACACUGAAUUGGGUCCAAUUGCUCCAACUAUAUUUUCUUCACCCUGUACAAAACUGCAUCGAAAAGUGAGAUUUUCAGCUGUUUAUGGAAGAAAUAAGAAGAAGGCUCAAGAUCAUAGAAUGGAAAUAAGUUCUCUUGCAAAAGAGAGAUGCUUGAUAGAGGAAGGUGAAGCUACCAGCUUGCCAUUGAAAAGUUUGCUGGAGUUAUUUCAAACUAGUGAAAACAGUGGUUCUGAGUUUUCGGGCUUUACCGAACAUUCAUCACAGAAAAUGUCAGGGAUGUGGGAUAGCGAUCAACCAGAGAAUAUCCUGUCAAUUUUUGCCCACUCAUCAUCGUUAUCAUCUUUUCUUGGUUUCUAGUGCAAUGCUUAUUUGUUUAAAGAAUGACAUGAAGGACCUACAAUUUUAUUCAUGUUCUACUUUUACCAUGAAUCCAUUCUGUUACAUAUCGGUUUUUUCAGUUUGAUCACUUUAACGUGCCUAUUAGAAUUGAAAAUAAAAAAUAAAUGCUGUCUACCUCCUGCUUUGAGAACAAUGACCCCAUUUUACCCUUUUUUUUGCAUUCUGUUUAACUAUCUUGUUUUAACCAAUAAUAAGAUCAAUUUGACCUAAAAUUUUGUCCAUAGAAACCAAACUUUGUCAGUAAAGUCCAAUAAUAAUUUUGAAUUUUUUCAUUUGUUCAGUGAUGUGAGCAUCACUGUCAUUUAUUGCUCAUCCCUAAUUUCCCUUAAAAAGGUGGUGGUGAACUGCUGCUUUUUCCCUGCAUUACAUAUAAUUGCAAGUUUUUUUUAAUAGAAAUGUAUAGCCAUUGCUGAAAUAAUUUUAAUUUUUUAUCCAUGCAAAACUUUUAAAUGCACUAUAGUUGUGGAGCUUUUUGUUGUAAAAAUAUCCUCAAAAUGUGGAAUCAACAAUUAAUACAAAACAACAGGGGAAUGAAGUGAUAAAGUUAUAGGCAGUCCCUGGAUUACAAAUGGGUUCUGUUCCUCAGUAUGUUCACAAGUCAAUUUGUGCACAAGUUGGAAGGCAAUACAAGACGGUGUAGUGCAUUUGUUCAUAAGGAUGAAUAUUUGGAAGUUGGGAAACACCUGGUGGCUGCUUUUUCCUUUUGUGACUCUGAUACGGAUCUGAUGGACGACCGGGAUUUGUGAUUGACAAAGACCUUUCCAACUCCAUAGAGCUAGUUUGGUUAUUAGCCAAAUUUUAGCCCCUGCCUGUGAAACAACACUGCAAAAUCUGGCAGUGUUGCUUGGGUGAAGAGCAUAUGAGGUAGAGAAUUGAAAAUGCCGUGUUUAUAUUGUAUGGCGCUCUUCUUUUAAGGGAGAAUUGAGUGACAUUCAGUUCUGAAGAAAGGUCAUUAGACCCGAAAUUUUAACUCUUGAUUUCUCUUCACCGAUGUUGCCAGACCUGCAGAGAUUUUCCAGAAAUUUCUGUUUUUGUUGGUAAUUGAGUGGCAUUGUUGGAAUUGGAUACCUCUUACUCUGAAUGUGAUCUCUUACCACAGAAUAUUAGAGAGACUGGAUCCUGAAAAAUGUGCAAUCAUCAUUUCACAAAGCUGAUAUCCGAUCUGUGAGCAUUUAAAAUUAGUAAAGGCAGAACUGUUAUCUAAUCCCUUUGAAAAGAGAUGCCUUCCAUAAAAGUACAUGAAAAAUAAUAAAUAAUUUUCAUUGUAUACCCUCUUUUAACGUGGUAAAUCUAGUAAGGUCCUUUCAGGAGAAUUAUUAAAAAAUGUCUGCAGCUGAGUCGCAGAAGGACGUUUUGGUAUCGAUGGCCAAAAACCUGAUCAGGGAGAAGAAUUUAAAGGGACUCCUUAGAGAGGUGUGAGACAGACAGUUUUAAAGAGGAAAUUCAGAACUUGGAGCCUAGAUAACACUAAUCUGUAGAGGCUAGAACAUUCCUGUUGAGUUACCAAAUCUUACCUCAAGUAUUGAUUGGACCGUUGUUGGGGUGGGAGAAUAAAUUCUGCUCAAGUCUUCAUUGGUUGCUAUUCAGAAAAUUAUCUAGUCCUCCACAGUUCAACAUGAAAAAAUAACAAUGGGUGAACUAACUAAGUUACCAGAGGUCGAGGAGCUGUAUCCCAUCAAAGGUAAAGUGAGAAUCUGAGUAAAAUGUUCUAAAGCCAACAGGAUGAGGUUGUAGUGCGUUGAAAAUAAUUUUUAAUGCUCUAAUCUCUGCUGUUAGGUGUAUUUGGUAUUAAACUGCACUAUAUGCCUUGUGGCAAUCCAGAUUUAAAGUCUACUUUCGUAUUUUUGAAUGAAUUGUAUUGUGCCCUUCAAUUUUGCAGUCCAAAUAAUAAAUUCUUAAGACUGCUAUGGGAAACAUCCACGUAACAAAAAUUAAAGAUACUUUUGAAAGUUGCUUCAACCAGAAUAAAACAUAAUAUAAAACAAAUUAAAUUUAAUACAGUUAAAGCAAUGGGAAAUCCAGUCAUAAUCGAUAGUAGUCUGACAUCUCUUGAAAGGUGUGCUCUAUUUAUCACCAAAAUUGUAUCGCAUUUGAUUUAUCUACUUUUUAUUUUAUGUAAUUGAGUUCUUCAUGGUUACUUUAAACAUGUUACUCAUAUUUUUAAAAAUUAGAAUAAAAUAUUGGAUCUUUUAAAACUGUAAUACUAAAUGUUUUCUGCUCCUUCUGUAAUUAACUAAUUGGCAGAAAAAAAGACCAACAGGAUUCUAUGCGCAUUUAAAACAUUUCUCCAAAACACUGAUAGACCUUAUAAAGGAUUUUUUUGUUUGUUUGUUUAAAAAUCUGUUUUCAGAAUGGCUAAUAUCAUCUACUUUGUCUGCUGUUUGCACCAAAUUGUCUAAAUCUGUAGACUGAAAUGGCUUGGCAUGGGUUCUCUGGAGUUUUAUACAACAAGACAGUAAUGGAAAGAGAAAAUGUGACUUUUGUUUAUUAACGAACCAAUAUUAACACUCCACAUUGCAGAAAAGCCUUGUAUAAUAAUAUCUGAGCAACAAGUGCAUGUACAUGUCUCUUAGUAUGAAACAAGCAUUCUACUCAGGUUCUUGCUUAUCUGAGGACUGCAUCUGUAAAGCAAAUUGUAAUGUUAAAAUCAUUGGUAAGCGUCAUCUAGUAAGAUAACAAUUUAAUAUUGUUGCAUACAUUUGUCCAAAUAUAAUAGCUAUGAGCAUUCUAAUUUGUCAAUCUAUUUAUGUAUUCUGUUCUGUUUUGUGCCACUUGCAUCUACUUUGCUUUUUGUGCAGAACGUUGAUUUUUGUGAUAAAACUGACUUUUUAAAAAAUUUGCUUUAGGAAAUGGCACUGCUGGCUGAGCUAGCAUUGCCUAUCCCUCGUUGCCCUUGUUAGGGUGGUGGUGAGCUGUCAUCUUGAACCCCAGCAAUCCAGUUGCUGUAGGUAAACCCACAAUGCUGUUACACAAUUCCAGGAUUUUGACCCAGUGACACUGAAGAAUGGUUAUAAAUCUCCAGGUCAGGAUGGUGAGUGGCUUGGAGGGAUGCUCGCAAGGACUGGCGUUCCCGAUAUAAGUAUGGUCUUCCUCCUGGAUGGAAAUGGUCAUGGGUUUGGCAGGUGCUGUCAAAGAUGUUUCGGUCAAUUUCUGCAGUGCAUCUUGUAGAUUCUACGUGACAUUAAACUCUGAGUGGUGGUGAAAGGAAUGGAUGUUUGUGAAUGUGGUGCUAAUCAAGUGGGUUGCUUUGUUCCUGAUGGUGUAAACUUUUUUAAGUGUUGGAGCUGUACCCAUCCAGGCAAAUGUGGUGUAUUCUCUCACAAAGAAUGGUACCACACAAGUACAAGCCCUUUGGCCCACCAAGACUGCCCACAUGUGCCUAUCUGAACUAAAAGCCUUUUUACCUCUUUGCUGUCUGUAUCGAUCUAUUCCCUCCUGUUCACACAUCUCUCAAGAUACCUCUUAAAUGUCCUGUUGCAAUUGCGUCUACCUCCUCUUGCAGCAUUUUCCACAUUCUCACUACCCUCUCUAAAAACCUGCCUCACAUCUUCCUUUAGACUUAAUCUCCUUUACCUUCGUCCUAUGUCUUCCAUUAAUUUAAAUUUCUACCGUGCAAAAAAGGCUAAAUUAUCCAUUCUAUCCAUGCCUGUCAUAAUUUUGUAAAGUUCUAUCAGGUCACCCCCCUUCUUAGAAGUUCAAUUGAGUGCGAACCACGUUUGUCCAAUCUCUUCGUGUAGCUAAUACUUUUAAACCAGGCAACGUCAUGGUAAACUGUUUUUAUACCCACUCCAAAGGUCCACAUGCUUCUGAUAGUGUGACGACCAGAACUGUGGACAGUAAUUCAAAAUGUGGCCUAACUGUGGUUCUAUACAACAUGACUUGCCAUUUUUUAUACUCUGUGCCCUGACUGACGAAGGCAAACGUGCAAUAUGCCUUCUUUACUACCUCAUCCACUUGUAUUGCCACUUUCAGGGAACUGUAGACUCCAGACUUUUGCCUUGUGGAAAGUGAACAGGCUUUGGUGAGUCAAGAGGUAAGUUAGUUUCUGGAAGACUCCCAACUUCUGACCUGCUCUUGUAACCGCUGUAUUUAUAUGGCUAGUCUAGUUCAGUUUCUAAUAAAUGGCAACCCCCAGGUCGUUGAGAGUUCAACCAUGGUAGCACCAUGAAUGUCAAAGGCACUGGAAUUUGUGUUGCCUGCCAUUUGUAUCAUUAAUGUCACUUGCCACUUGUCAGCCCAGGCUUAGACAUGGUGCAGGUCUUGCUGCAUUUGGACAUGGACUGCUUUUAUAACUGAUGACUCAUGAAUAGUGCUGAAUAUUGUGCCAGUAUUGGUGACUGUGCCCACAUCUUGUUUUUUUGAUGGAGGGUAGAUCAGUGAUGAGAUAGCUGAAGCUGUUUGGGCAGAGAACUUUGCCUUAAAGAAUUCCUGCAAAGGUGUCCUGGACCUGAGAUAAUCGACCUCCAGCAGCCAUCUUACUUUGUAUCAGAUAUGACUGCAACCAGUGGAGAGUUUUCCCCGAUUGCAAUCGAUUUCUUGAUGCCACACUUGAUGAAAUACGGCUUUGAUGUCAAGGGCUAUCACUGUCAAUUCACCUUGAAAAUUCAGCUCUUUUCUCCAUGUUUGAACCAAGGCUAAUGUGAUCAGGAUCUACAUGGCCUUGACAGAACCCAUACGGGGCAUUGCUGAGCAGAUGCUGCUUGAUAACACUGUUGUUAGUACCUUCUAUCAUUUUACUGACGAACGAGUGUGGACAGAUGGGAUGGUGAUUGACUGUAUUAGAUUUGACCUGUUUUUUUGUGUGCAGGACAUACAUGGGUAAUUUUCCACAUUGAUAAAUGCCAAAGCUGUAGCUGUACUGACACAGCUUUGCUAGGGAUGUGAACAUUUUGGAGCACAUAUCUUCAGUACUGUUGCCAAAAUGCUGUCAGAGCCCAUGGCCUUUGCAGAAUCCAUUGCCUCCACCCAUUUCUUGAUAUCAAGUGAAUUGAAUUGAAUUGACUAAUGCGUGGCAUCUGAGAGAUGCUGGGGACCUUUGAAGGAAUCUGAGAGGGAUCAUCCAUUUGGCACUUCUGGCUGAGAAUUGUUGCAAAUCCUUCAGCCUUAUCUUUUGCAUUGACGUACUGGCAUCCCCCAUUUUGAAAGAUGGAGACAUUUGUGUAACAAUCUCCAUGAGUGAGUUGUUUAUGGUCUGCUACCAUUCACCUGGAUGUGGCAGGACUGCAGAGCUUAGAUCUGGUUCAUUGUGGAAUCAUUUAAUUCUGCCCAUCAUUUAUGCUGUUAGGUAAGCAAAAUGUUGUGCAUGGUUUUACUCCAGGUGUGCCCUCCUGCAUCUUCAUUGAGCCAAUAUUUAUGUUGUGAAUUUCUUGCAAUUUUUCAAAUAAUGGCUCUGGCAUUGAUUUAUACAUCUAAAAUGUUUUAAAAUAUUCAUCUCUAUGUUGAGAAAGUACCAAAAGGACUUCUAAAAUAAUUUGUUAUUUUUAAAUAAAAACAACAGCACCUGAUUUCUUUGCAUAUUGACUGUUGAUUUGAAUACUUGCGUAAUAAGGUAGUGCUAUUUUCUGGUAUUUUUGAUGUAUGUGUUGUAAAUUUGUACGCAAAUAUUUUGCUGACAGAAUUUAAACAAAAAUAAAUAUGA
Stegostoma tigrinum is the source of this 8302-nucleotide messenger RNA. Its product is annotated as protein DBF4 homolog A-like. The transcript is spliced from 13 exons. Gene Ontology annotation, molecular function: nucleic acid binding; zinc ion binding; protein serine/threonine kinase activator activity. Gene Ontology annotation, cellular component: nucleus; Dbf4-dependent protein kinase complex. The record is from RefSeq and is a predicted model, not a curated record. Bases 358 to 2622 code for a protein of 754 amino acids. Gene Ontology annotation, biological process: regulation of cell cycle phase transition; positive regulation of nuclear cell cycle DNA replication. Lineage: Eukaryota; Metazoa; Chordata; Chondrichthyes; Orectolobiformes; Stegostomatidae.